Labeo rohita (rohu) is the source of this 660-nucleotide messenger RNA. RefSeq names its product acyl-CoA thioesterase 13 (gene acot13). The coding region runs from base 82 to 507 and encodes 141 amino acids. Gene Ontology annotation, molecular function: fatty acyl-CoA hydrolase activity. The record is from RefSeq and is a predicted model, not a curated record. Lineage: Eukaryota; Metazoa; Chordata; Actinopteri; Cypriniformes; Cyprinidae. The transcript is spliced from 3 exons.
UAUAACAUCUGAGACAUCUUUCAAACAUUCUUCAAGGGUUAACUUGUCCUUCACUGUGUUGUAGUAUUUGGAAAAUCAGUAAUGGCUUCGUUGUCGCUAAAUUCAUUAAAACAGAUCAUGAGAGCGUUGGUGGAUAGUCCUGGAUUUGACCGGGUUUUAAGUAAGGUGGAGAUACUGUCUGCAUCCCCGGGUAAAGUGGUGUGUGAGCUGAAGGUGGAGGAGGAGCACACUAACAGAGGAGGCACUCUGCACGGAGGACUGACAGCCACACUGGUGGAUAUGAUCUCCACUACUGCCAUCAUGUACAGUGAAAGAGGAGCUCCCGGGGUCAGCGUGGACAUGAACAUAACAUACAUGAAUGCAGCUAAAAUUGGAGAUGAUGUCCUGAUCACUGCACAGGUUUUAAAACAAGGACGGACUUUGGCAUUUGCAACAGUAGAUCUCACCAACAAGGCGAACGGAAAACUCAUUGCUCAGGGAAGACACACCAAACACCUCGGCAGCUGAUUAUGUACAUGAUGUUAUUUAUAUAAUAAACUCCAGCAUAAAAAUGUUUGCACUGUGUUAGGAUAUGUUCAGCAGUGUUUAUUUCAAAAGAAUUAUUCAAACAACGGGUACAUCAAAAUAAAGACAAAGACCCACCUUCCCCUUCGGCGUGAA